CACAGAACGCCGCAAAGGUCAAAUCUGGCUGCCAGUCACUUCGACCUUUAAUACCAAAUCUCCCCAGCGACUCAUUCCCCUCAUCGAUCGGUCGAAUCGCUACAGUACACUGAAGACGACCAUGUCUGACAUUCCUUCGGGGAAGUUCCAGCCUGAUGCGCAAACACAUUCGCUGAGCGCAAUAGACGAAUCCAAUCAGCAAGGUGCAACAUCGCUGGAGUCUCUUCGAGGCUUGCUGGAUGGAGCUAAGCGCGAUGCAGCCUUGAAGCAGUACUCGAGCGCCGCCGACAAGCUAGCCGAAGCGCUCGAAGGUCUGCGCGAGACGUAUGCUGAAGAUUCGCCAGAAUUAGCGCCCAUCUUUCAUCGCUAUGGACAUGCUUUGCUGGAGCAUGCUAUCACCACCUCCGGAGCAUUGGGCGGCGGAGGUGGAGCAGCGGGACCUGCCGAGGCGUCCAUUCCCAGUCGUGGAGGUGCAAGCGGCGCAGCAUCAUCCUCAAGCAAGCCCAAGACGGACAAUGCAGCGAAUGGUAUCGCAAAGGAUGAGCGUUUCAGUUUUGGAGGAGAUGGGCCAGAAUCGGACGACGAAGGCGCUGCUAAAGGUGGAGAGGAGGCACCUGCCGACCAAGAGGAAGAAGAGGACGACCUCAGCGUGGCUUUCUCUGUUUUGGAACUUGCUAGAGUUCGAUAUGAAAAAUUGAUCGAACAGGGAGACGACGUCAAUUUGAACACGCUGGAUGGCGAGCAGUGGAGCUCGUUGCAGAUCAAGGCGCAGCUGGCCGAGGUGCUCAAUGAUUUGGCGGAUGUAGGUCUCGAAUCAGAGAACUUUCAACAAGCUUCAGCAGACUACUCCUCAGCCUUGACGCUGCUCACACCACUACUGCAGCGUCAUUCGCGUCGACUUGCAGACGCCUAUCUCCGACUUGGUCUGGCGUUGGAGUACCACCCAGAGAUGGAACAGAGAGCAGAGGCGAAAAAGUACGUGGAAGGAGCUCUGCAUGCUCUGGAGACGCGCAAGGAGUCUCUGGAAUUCCGGGUAAAGGUGUUGAGCCAAGGAGAUGAGAAGUUGAAAGCGGAAGCUGCUGCUGCGCUUGUCCGCGAGGAAAAGGCUCGAGAGGAGAGCGUCCGAGCGGCGAGGGAGAGGGAUGACCUGCAGGCUGGGCAGGAUGCUGGUGGAAAAGGCAAGGGUAAAGAUGCAGCGGUGAAGGAUGUGCCUUUUGAAAGGGACGAUGUUGCCGAGAUGGGCGAGGAGAAGGUCAAGUCUGAGCUGAAGGAUGUGGAGGAGAUGCUGCAGGAGCUCAAAGCAAAGCUCGAAGAGUACGCGCAAGCACCUCCCGAAACGUCGUUGGCUCCCGCAGGAUCGGCGCAAGCGCUGAGCGGCGAUCAGGAGUCCUUGCAGAAAGCCAUCACCGAGGCUCUUCUGGGCGGAUCGACCAACCCUUUUGGCGCUUCCUCCUCCUCCUCCAGCUCUGCCGCGCAGAUCGGAGCACUGGAUCCGAAUGCCAAAGUCAACGAUCUGAGCUCGAUGGUGAAGCGCAAAAAGAAGAGCAGUGUGGAAGAGAAGGGUGCGGAUGCCAGCGGUGGCAAACGCAAAGUAGAUGCCGAAGAAUCGGGGGUGAGCAUUUUGCAGCAGCAGCAGCAGCAAGAUGCGACUUUUGCGGAACAGGAUGGUGCGAGCGCGAAACGCGCACGUGUAGAGACGGUGGAGGAGUAGAUGUGGGUCGCGCCCGCAUACGUGCGACGCUCGCGAUGAGUCAAGCGAUCGAGACGUUUGCAUGUAGCCGUAGCUCGAUGCGACUUUUGGGGAGAAAUGCAUGACAUUCGCGAUG
This is a messenger RNA of Ceraceosorus guamensis, 1826 nucleotides long. RefSeq lists its product as hypothetical. Gene Ontology annotation, molecular function: histone binding. The coding region runs from base 122 to 1711 and encodes 529 amino acids. The transcript has 4 exons. Gene Ontology annotation, biological process: DNA replication-dependent chromatin assembly; CENP-A containing chromatin assembly. Lineage: Eukaryota; Fungi; Basidiomycota; Exobasidiomycetes; Ceraceosorales; Ceraceosoraceae. Gene Ontology annotation, cellular component: nucleoplasm. The record is from RefSeq and is a predicted model, not a curated record.